Aspergillus mulundensis is the source of this 4113-nucleotide messenger RNA. It is a transcript of the gene sskB, whose product is annotated as putative MAP kinase kinase kinase SskB. Gene Ontology annotation, molecular function: ATP binding; MAP kinase kinase kinase activity. Gene Ontology annotation, cellular component: cytoplasm. The coding region runs from base 1 to 4113 and encodes 1370 amino acids. Gene Ontology annotation, biological process: protein phosphorylation; stress-activated MAPK cascade. The record is from RefSeq and is a predicted model, not a curated record. Lineage: Eukaryota; Fungi; Ascomycota; Eurotiomycetes; Eurotiales; Aspergillaceae. The transcript is spliced from 2 exons.
AUGGACCCUCAGCCGGUCCACGAAUACCAGCUAAUGGAGCGCCCCGACGUGGGACAGAUAGACUCCGACGGUUCCGGCUCGUCUGAUGACCUUAUAAACCCUCCGUACGUCGUUCGACCAGGUCCCGUCAUCGGCGAACCCUACGAUACCCAAAUGGCUUCAAACCCCAUCAAUUCCUCUCCCCCCCAGGCUCAUCCCGCGCUUAGUUCCUGGGCAACCGCUACCCCGACGCGUCCGCGCGGCGCCAGUGUCGGCACGCCCGCUUUCGAGAAAAUGUCUUCGCCGGUCAUCGACGGCACGCCCCUCGUUGAGCGCGAGCUCCGCAUGCAACAGCGUCCUUCGCACCCUGCCCGGACGCCCUCGAACACAUAUGCCCCGCAGCGACGGCCUCCCCCAUACAUCAGCUUCCAGGACGACCGCCAGCGAUCGUCGUCCAGUAAACGUACCCCGAGGCGGAACCCCGAUGCCCAAUACCGAGCACAGGAGAAGGCGUACGUUCAGCGUAUCCGGGAGGAUCCGCAGGGGUGGUAUAGCAGGUUUGAAGACAAUGGGAUGGGGAUAACCGGUGAUACGUCCGAUCUUGAGGACCCGUCGCCCUCUUCGGAGAUGCCGUUUGAGGAUGACGCCUACGAUCCUGACAUCCAGCUUUUCAUCGCCGAUGACAACCAGCCUUCGGCGGAGGAGCUUAAGAACCCGAAGAACCAGGAACGGCUUGAGUGGCACUCUAUGUUGGCUUCGGUGUUGAAAGGUGAUGUCGUCAAGCAGGAGAAGCAACGUCUGCUUGGCUCCGCGGAACCGAACAGAUCGGCUGCCCAGAACCACGCGAUAUGGCUUGGUGUACGGGCUAGGAUGUGUGGACGGAGCGUGGCUUUGCAACGCAAACUCAUUGAAGACCAAAGAGGCGCUCUUGGUCCGGUAAUUGAGGAUAUCAUCAAAUUCGAAAUCAAAGGUGAAACGGAGAUCGGGAAAACGCCAAUCAAGCAGGUGGAAGACAUUGUCGACCAAAUCGCGAAGUGCGAGUCACUGUACUCAACUCAUAGAGAGCUUGAGAGUGCGCAUCCCCGCGUGGCUUCGGAAGAGUACUGCUCUAGUCGUGAUGCGGUGUUCGCCUGGCAUAACACCACCAUCCUGAUCAAUACGGAACUUGCUAUUCUUCAGAAAUGGGUCGGCAAUGCCGAGCUGGACUUCAGUAAAGCCGGGUUUAAACCUACUAACAGCGAUCUAUCCGAUGAUACAUCCUUCCUCGACCGCAUUAUGAAGGAAGAAGGCCUGAAGACGCUUCAGGGGGAGCAUAACAUGCUGAACGGUAUAGGAGCUGUGAUUCAGAAAGCGAAGAAUACUCUAAUCGAGAACGCUACUUCCUUCGCUAAACGACAUCUACCGCCAUAUAUUGAAGAACUCCUCAUUCUCAUCAAUUUCCCUUCGCGUCUAAUCCAGGAGAUUAUUCGUGUUCGACUUUCCUACGCCAGGAACAUGAAGGACCCGGCACAGCAGUCGCCCAUUUUGGUUGAUCAAAUGAUCACGCAGUUUCAGAUUUUGAUGAGAGCUGCCGUUGACAUCAAGCAACGGUACCUCGAUAUCGCUCGACCGGAGCCGGGCUGGGAUCUCCCCCCAUGCAUUGACGAAGGCUUUGAUACCGUUGUACUCGACGCCUUGAGAUACUACUUCCGAUUACUCAAUUGGAAGCUGCAAGCGAAUAAGAACACAUUCAAAGAGGCUGAAAUUCUGGAGCAGGAAUGGGAUUUCUGUAACGAGAUCGGCCGUCAGCUUGAGAGUGGAGACAUCGAAGUCGCUGAACAGUUCAGUGUAUUGACUGCUCGGGCUAUCCACCGCUUGCUGAUCCACUUUGAGCGUGAACUCCAUGUCCAAGAGGAUGAGGACCCUGCCGAGUUGGAUAAAAGAUUUAAGGGUGUUUUGGAUUCAACCAGAAUUCGACAACGAAAGCUUUAUCGAUUUUCUCGAUUCUUGCGCCAAUUGUUCGAGAAUGCUUCCGAAUAUAACCUUCCGGCCGAUAUCUCAUGGGACUUCUUUGAAUCCCUGUUCGUGUCUGAUCAUUUUUUGAUCAAAUGCAGUACAUCCUCAAGUCAAAAGGGCGUCUAUUACUUUGCGCAUCACGCGCUAUGGGAUCGCCCGGAGGAAAUUGCGGCCAUUCUUGGCACGUCGUUCCGCGAGGAGGAAGUCGGGAAAGAACCUACCCAUGUGCCAUAUGUGCUGGCUGUCCGUCCAGAGAAACCCUUGUCUUGGGCAGGCAAAGAAAUGCAAGUCGAGCUUGUUGAGCAGCCAACUGACCUACGGCUCGGAAAGCUUCGUCUUAUCAUUGAGGGAUCACAGCAGCGCCUGGUCAACGCGAGGGCUGAAUUCAACCAAUUGACUGGCAUUCAACUCGACAUGGCUAUUGAGCAGCGUGCAAACUUAAGCCGUGUUAACGCAGAACUCAACAGGAUCAAAAAGAUAUCAUUCAAGCUCUCCAUGACUAUCAUGGACAGUGUCGCGAUCCUUAGAAGGCAAUUGAAGGAGAAAGGGGUGGAAAACACCGAGCUCAUUCAAGCGUGCUAUGCCUUCGCUACCGAAUUUGGUAAGCGUUCAUCAAACGUUGAUCCUAAUCGACGUGCAAUGAACAGCGCAAGAUUGGCCGAGUUGGCCCUCGACUGGGUGUCGUUUAUCUGUGAUGAUUGUGAUGCUGCUGAUCGGAAGACAUUCAAAUGGGCCGUGAACGCGCUUGAAUUUGCGAUGGCCAUAACGUCCAGCAGACACCUUUUGUCGAUGGACGAUGCACAUUUCGCACGACUGCGCCAGAAGGUUGCAGGGUGUAUGUCUCUUCUCAUAUCUCACUUUGAUAUCAUGGGCGCUCGAUCAUCGCGCGCAGCUCAAGCUGAGAAACAGCGUACGGAUGAGAGCGCACGCUCAUGGAGGACCGGUGCCGGCCGAAUCCUGGCCGACGAGGACGCGAUAAGACUGGUUCGUGAGCAGCGUAUCAUGAGCUUAAAUAACAUUGAGGAUAGUAGAGUGGAAACGGAUGCCAAACGUCAAGCUCUAGGAAGGGUUCUUGAGGGAACUAACGAGGCUGAUAAGUCGCUUGCGGUGUUGUCUUCGUCCGCCACAAACGUCACCCUACGUUGGCAGCAGGGUCAGUACAUCGGAGGUGGUACAUUUGGUUCCGUCUACGCCGCGAUUAACCUGGACAGCAACUACCUCAUGGCGGUCAAGGAGAUUCGUCUGCAAGAUCCGCAACUUAUCCCCAAGAUCUCGCAGCAAAUCCGUGACGAGAUGGGUGUUUUGGAAGUGUUGGAUCAUCCCAACAUUGUCUCAUACCAUGGCAUUGAAGUCCAUCGCGACAAGGUCUACAUCUUCAUGGAAUACUGCUCUGGCGGAUCCCUCGCCAGUUUACUAGAGCACGGCCGUGUCGAAGAUGAGACGGUCAUCAUGGUUUAUGCCCUCCAACUCCUGGAAGGUCUAGCGUACCUCCACUCAUCUGGAAUCGUGCACCGCGACAUCAAGCCUGAGAACAUCCUCCUCGACCAUAACGGUAUCAUCAAGUACGUCGAUUUCGGAGCGGCCAAAAUCAUCGCCCGCCACGGCAAAACCCUCUUGCCCAUGGACGCCCUCGGCAAUGGCGGCUACAAAGACGGCGGUUUGAACGCCAAAGAAGCUCAGCUUGCGGCCAACAACCGCGGCAAGAACCAGAAGACCAUGACCGGAACGCCCAUGUACAUGUCCCCCGAAGUCAUCCGCGGCGACACCAGCAAGCUCGUCCAUCGCCAAGGCGCCGUCGACAUCUGGUCUCUCGGCUGUGUUAUCUUGGAAAUGGCAACGGGCCGUCGCCCAUGGUCUAGCCUGGACAACGAGUGGGCCAUCAUGUACAAUAUUGCGCAGGGGAACCAGCCAGCCCUACCAUCCCAUGACCAGCUCAGCGACUUGGGCAUCGACUUCCUCCGCCGGUGCUUCGAGUGCGAUCCCAUGAGGCGGCCUACGGCGGCGGAACUCCUCCAGCAUGAAUGGAUCGUCUCGAUCCGUCAGCAGGUUGUCAUUGACGCGCCUACCCCAAGCAGCGAGCAUAGCGGCAGCUUCAGCAGUUCGAACUCUGGUAGUCGGCAGGGUUCGACCUUUGCAUAG